Anolis carolinensis (green anole) is the source of this 1550-nucleotide messenger RNA. Its product is annotated as T-cell-interacting, activating receptor on myeloid cells protein 1. The record is from RefSeq and is a predicted model, not a curated record. The transcript is spliced from 7 exons. Lineage: Eukaryota; Metazoa; Chordata; Lepidosauria; Squamata; Anolidae. The coding region runs from base 173 to 1117 and encodes 314 amino acids.
UGAUAUAGGAGGUUAUCUGUGAAAAACUGUGUGGUGAGAUCACAGCAUUAAAGACUGUCCAAGUCAGCAAAGUUGUAUUUUAGAAGCUGGAUCCCUUUGUGGAGAUCUUUAUCUACAACAUUGGAGUGAAGCAACGGACGGUGUUGGCAACAGAGCUGAAGGACUUCUCAAAAUGAAUGUGUCUUUCAGCAUCCUCUUCCUUGGUUGGUGGCUGCUCGGGCAGUGGCAGAUGUCUAGAGGAGGAUUACAUCCCAAACCUUACAUUUCUAUCCACCCCAGAGGGAUGAUUGCUUUGGGCGGAAAUGUCAGCAUCCGUUGCUGGACAGAAAGCGAAAAACAUGUUGAGUACUAUCUUACAAAAGAAGUAAAUUCAUAUACAACUACUCCAUCAGCCAAAGUAGCAGACCCAUGUCACGUGAUAUUUCCUAUUGUCAGUGCCAGUAUUUCAGAUGGAGGGAGUUACUGGUGUUUAUAUCAUAACGAGUCAAACGACAUGGAGUGGUCACCUCAAAGUGAUAUUGUAUACAUCAACCUAACAGAUCCCAUCCUGCCCAAACCUUCCAUCGAAGUGAUACCUACAAAUGAGAUUGCUCCAGAGCUGAAUGUCACCAUACUGUGUCGAGGGCCAGAAAAUGGUCUGAUUUUUGCCCUUCAUAAAGCAAAUAUGCAAGUAGCAUUUCAGACCACAAAGCCUGAGACAGACACGGCAGAGUUUCUUUUUGUCAUGCUGACAUUGGAGGAUGCAGGAAACUACACCUGCCAAUACCACCAGAGAGGAAGUCCAUUUGUCUGGUCAGAGCCAAGUGAGCCUGUGGAGGUGGUCUUCAGAGGAAGCGCCAUGGCAAUCUUACCAGCCAGUAUUGCUGCAGGCAUUGCUCUCCUGGCUCUCCUAUUGUUAUUGCUUGCCUAUCUACUGCAGAGAAAAAAGAGAAAAGGCUCCAUCACAAAGAAAGAAAAGCAACCAAUGGACAAGGCCUCGGAACCUGAUGUUGAAGAAAUGCCUGAUGAAGUUUCCUAUGCGAUAUUGAACCCUCAGUCACAGAAAACCAAACAGACACCUGAUUCUCUUGACCAAAGAUCUGAAACAUGUGUCUAUUCAUCUGUGGUCAAAAAUUAAAAUGCAACGGUGGACUCCAGGGUCGGGCACAAAUGAUGUCAUCACUGCUGAGGUCAGUUGACAUUCUGCAGUGGCCUCAAUAAUGGUGAAAUCAUUUCACAUCUGGCCUCAGGGAUGUAGCCAAAAACUCUGGGAUCCUGUCCGUUCUCCAGAAAACAUAGAACGAUUCUGUACAGUGACUAAUGGUGGCAGAAUGGCUUAGCUUAGCAUACAUAAGCACGUGGAUAUCAUAGCAUUUUGGAUUGUAGCCAAUAUUUGGAAUCCCAUUCUACACUUCAUUAACAAUGCAAUUAAAGGCAAACUGGAUUUUUUUCUGGCUGAUCUCCUCCACCUUGAAUAUCUAGCCUGGUGAAUGACACCAAAGAAUUAAAAAAAAUGCUCACUAUUCAAUAACAUUUUUGUUAAUCCAAUAAAGUUGAUGUUUUCUCACUCA